Molecule: messenger RNA, 2300 nt
Organism: Podarcis lilfordi (Lilford's wall lizard)
Lineage: Eukaryota; Metazoa; Chordata; Lepidosauria; Squamata; Lacertidae
Source: the annotation of a GenBank genome assembly
AUGUUUGAAUCAGAAAUGGUGGCUGUGGACUUCAGCAAGCAGCUGUGCAUUGCCAAGUAUAACAGCAGCGCUUCUCCUGACUCAGUGUUUUACCAGGAUCUUGUUCUCGGAGACGGCCAAGGUGUGGCGACUGGAGAUGUCCUGGAGAUCACUUUUACAGGCUGGCUGUUCCAGAACGGUAGUCUUGGGCAGGUUUUCGACUCGAAUGUAAAUAAAGAACAGUUGCUGCGUCUGAAGCUAGGCUCUGGCAAAGUCAUCAAGGACUGGGAAGAUGCAAUGAUUGGCAUGAAGAGAGGAGGCAGGCAGUUCCUUCUUAUCCCACCAGCAUUGGCUUACUGGCCUUUGGGAGAAGCUGAAGGCAUUCCUCCGGACUCAACCCUGGCCUUUGAGGUGGAAGUCAAAUGGGUGUGGUUUGCAAAGGACGCUGGCUCCACCGGACAGAGCCUGGGCCCCAGGUACUCCCUCACACCUUCACCAGCGCCACAAUCAGAAAGCCCCACUACAGAGCCAGCAUGGCUCCAAAGCCAGGCUAUGUGGAGCAGAGCAACCUGUUAUUUGAGCAGAGCAACAGCUCACUGCAAAGGACCAUGGAGCACACCCAGGCAAGGUCCUACAUGCUGAACAGGAGAAGGUCAGGGUCAGCAAGGAGCUAGCGGAAACCAUGGUGCGAAUCUCCCAGAUCCAGCAGAGGUUGAUCUGUCUUCAGAAGCAGGGGAUGGAUUUCCACUCCCAACUGAAUGAAGCCCUGACAGAGUUGGAGGGGCACAGUGCCCUGGUCAACCUACUGCAUGCACAGCUGGCAGAACUUGAGAAGUUGUCUGACUUGAAAAGCAGAUACCAGGAGGUGAACCUGAUCGGGAUGCAGUUGGAGGAGAAGGUGGCAGGCCUGGACGUAGAGCUGGCUUAUCACCACGUUCAAAUUGAGAAUCUGGAUAAGGUCAGGAUCAGCCAGGAGAUCGCAGAGUCAGUGUGGUGUAGUGGUUAAGAGCGGUAGUCUCGUAAUCUGGGGAACCGGGUUCGCAUCUCCGCUCCUCCACAUGCAGCUGCUGGGUGACCUUGGGCUAGUCACACUUCUUUGAAGUCUCUCAGCCCCACUCACCUCACAGAGUGUUUGUUGUGGGGGAGGAAGGGAAAGGAGAAUGUUAGCCGCUUUGAGACUCUUUAGGGUAGUGAUAAAGCAGGAUAUCAAAUCCAAACUCCUCUUCUUCUUCUUCUUCUUCUUCUUCUUCUUCUUCUUCUUCAGAAGCCAAGUUGCAGAUCACCCAGCUCCAGCUGGAGCAGCUCCGUCAUCAGAAGCAGGAGAUGGAUCUCCACUCCCAAGUGACUCAAGCCCUGACUGAGUCGGAGGGGCAUAGCGCCCUGGUCAACCGACUGCAUGCACAGCUGGUGGAACUUCAGAAGUCGUCUGAUGACAUUAAAAGUAGAUACCAGGAGGAGCAGCUGAUCGGGAAGCAGUUGGAUGAGAAGGUGGCAGCCGUGAAAGAAGAGCUGGCUGAUCUCCUUGUUCAAAGGAGAAUCUGGAUAAGACAACAACUCUGCAGCUGCUGGAGAGUCAGGGGGAGCAAAGGAGGAGGAGCAGCACCAAGGAGGAAGGACCUGCGGAAAGGAAGCAGCCAAGUGCCGCACCCCUUUAUGGGCAUCCCCACAGCAUCUUUCUCCGAAAACCAGCACCAGUGGCAUCCCCCGCUCCUUUGGCUAAUCUGAAGGAAAGCUCAAGCAGUCCUCCAUUCACGGCUCUCAAAGGAGCCCAAGACAGACUGCUUUUUGCAGCUCCUGAGGCUCAUUCUUCGGAAGAACAGGGUGAACAGACUCCUGCAGCCUCUGUUCAAACUGCAAGGCCGCCUCUCAGGCUCUCCGCCAGUAUUGAGAAGGAGAAGCCAAGCACUCAGGGACACAAUAGACACCGCCAUUCUGGCACCUCCAAAUCCAGUGGCGGAUGAGACGGCACCUGCAAUGGAGGGGCCCACAACAGGUCCAAAGGGCAAGGAGGAGAGUGGGGCAAGUCAGCACACGCAGGCCUCACCUCUGAAGCUGCUCUAGCCGACAAGCAGCAGGACUUGGCUGGAGCCUCACAGCCAAGACCAGCGUCCAGCCCUAUGUAAGCGGAUUCCAGUCUUCUUGAGGACAAGGGUGGUUUCUUCAAAGUUGCCACUCUCAAGCCAUCUGCAUUGGGAACUCUGUUGGCAGAAGAUGAAGACGAGGAAGAGGUGAGCCUUAAGGAUCGGCCUCCCCCCACCCCACUCUUUGAUGAUGAUGAUGACGACAACGACGAUGACGAUGACCUGUACCUGCUGGGAUGA